GGAUGGUCGCUGUCGAAGGAAAACCCUGCAGGAAAGGACCGAUCCCAAUGCAAAUAACCGGUGACAUCCAUUACGUAAGUGGGUGCCCUGCAUUCGGCCCUUAAUUGUGACGGGUCCCUCCCAAGUUCCCACGUCGUUGCUCGGAUUGCCAGAAGGCUCGUUCUCGUGCGGAAUCCUUCAAGUUACAAUGGCGAACAUCCUACUCGCAGUUGCAUAUGUUCUGGGCUCGACACUUGCCUGUGUUUUGGGAGCGGCAACAAUAUUCAUCAACAGAAUACCUUUCACCCAAACCAAGCUCAUAGAGUCGAGAGCUUUCAUGGCUCUGGCAAUGAGUAUCAGUGCGGGAACACUCUUGUAUACGAGUCUGGUGGAUCUCAUUCCAGAAGCCCAAGAGAACCUCCGAGAGAGCAAAACUUUCAAAAAGAGCGCCGACUUCAUUUUACUUGGGCUAUUUAUCCUCGGUGUUGGAAUGACCAUGGGCUUGAACAAACUGCUUCUCUGGUUUAAUCCUUCUGGCCACGGUUGCGCAUGUCACGUCGACAUAAAACCAACCGCAAUUGACGACACUUCUUCCGCAGAUGACUAUGAUUAUGACAAAUCGGAUGACGCUAUAGGGAACGACAGGCGCUCAAGCACCUAUACUGUAGAUGUACGAUCACUUUCUUCACGACUACCCGAAUUUGCCGAUAGCUGGGAAGAGGAUCAAUGGAUACGUGAAAUUGAGGCGCGGAGGAAUUAUGGGGCCAUUCGACCAUUCCCGCCAUCUUCAACAACGAAAGGGAAGCAGUCACAACCUCCUGUAUCAACUCAGGAUGCGGAAUUGGAAUAUGGCAAUGCGCCGCUGAUCGGAGAAGAUGUUGCUCAUUGCAAAUCUAAUGGUGGCUGCGAUAUGGCCGGAAAUUGCGCUCAACCUCCAGUGGGCGAGCUAUCGCGCUCAGUUAACGUCGUCCCGACAAAACCGAACGGAGGGCACUGCCAUCAUCCCAAUUCACAUCACCAGCACCAUCAUCACCAUCAUCAUCAUGAUCAAAACAAUCACCACCACCACCACCACGCCCAUCACCAUCACCACCAUUCGGAUGACUAUGAGGAAGAAUCGUCCUCUACGCAAUAUGCGGCCCUGCUUGCCCCUCGUCCCAGCGCACCCACCCGAAACCCGUCCUCCAGAAUGUACAGUGUCGGCCUUGCAACAGCUGUAACAAUUUCCCUCCACAAACUUCCAGAGGGCUUUGUUAUUUUCACAACGACAGCAUUUUACUCUAAUAAAACGACUGGGGCUCUCAUAUUCCUAGCGUUAUCCUUGCACAACCUAACAGAAGGACUUGCGAUUGCGCUGCCCAUAUUUCUUGGGACAUCGAAUCGGAAACGGGCAUUUGGGUAUGCGGCAGCAUUGGGCGGUUUGACACAGCCUCUGGGAGCUAUUUUGGGAUGGUUUCUGGUGUGCGUAGGGAAUCCGGCGAGAACCGCCCAUUGCGCCGCGGCUCAUCAUGAUUUGCAUGGAGGAAAGGCAUUACCAGGAUGGGAAGCAGCCUUUGGGUGCCUAUUUUCCUUUGUCUCGGGAAUGAUGUUUUGGGUUGCGGCCGAUGGGUUAUUGCCCGCUGCAUGGAGUGUGGCGGGCCGUCAUGAAGAAGGCGAUCGGCAUGCUGGCAAAAAGUAUGUGAGCAUUGGGUUGGUGGUGGGUGUCGUUUUGAUGAUAUUCUGCGAGGCGCUUAUGGCGUAGCAGCUUUGUAUGCGUUUCAGUUUGUAAAAUAUUGGAUCACAACUUUGGGCCUCUGGAA
Molecule: messenger RNA, 1778 nt
Organism: Spizellomyces punctatus DAOM BR117
Lineage: Eukaryota; Fungi; Chytridiomycota; Chytridiomycetes; Spizellomycetales; Spizellomycetaceae
Exons: 2
Coding region: 188-1720 (510 amino acids)
Biological process (GO): zinc ion transmembrane transport
Cellular component (GO): membrane
Molecular function (GO): zinc ion transmembrane transporter activity
Source: RefSeq, a predicted model, not a curated record